AUGGCGCUGCAAUGUAUGUUACUCGUCGCACAGCACAAAAACUUGGCAAGAACGAGUGAGGUCGUGGGAGUCAGACCAAUUUGCCUACAACCGAUAGCAGCAAAACGACAACUCAAAACACCGACUUCGUUCUAUUUCACUGAUCCAUACCGGUUACUGAGAGUUUCCAGAUUGUUAGUAGUACCGAAGUGGGCUGAAGCAAUAGAGAUCCCGAGAUACGGACGCCAUAACUGGCAUCAACACCACUGCAGAAAGGAAGGACGCGAAAGACGAGUCGCAACGCAACACAAAACCCAAACGUUAUUGAAGUGGGAGAAGCAAGAUAUUCCAAACGGGACACUUCCAGCUACAAAAUGA
Cercopithifilaria johnstoni is the source of this 357-nucleotide messenger RNA. The record is from the annotation of a GenBank genome assembly. NCBI's taxonomy places the organism in Eukaryota, Metazoa, Nematoda, Chromadorea, Rhabditida, Onchocercidae.